UGUCAACAUUUUAUUUUGAUUAAAAUGUUUAUAACCAUUACAUCUGUGACAAAUUAAAUUUCUGUUAAUCUUUCACAACUUAAAAAUUAUAUUUGUACACAUUUUUUAUUUGAUACAAUUUGUUUAAGUAUCGAUAUUUACGAAGCAUCCUAUAUAAUCUAUAAAUUCUCAAUUGUAUGAUUUAAAUGCUUACUUUUUUUUUGUUAACCUUCUACAGCUGGCAUGCAUUACUUAAUAUCAUGUUUAUGUUCGUUGCGACAAAAACGCGUACCGGCUUCUCAUCUCUCUCUCUCUCUCUCCAAAAUAUGAAUCUUCCACUUGGAGCAAGUCUUGGCACGUCGUCGAGAAAAGUACGUGUCAUCGAUUGUUCGUUUUUCCGAUGGGGGAUGGCGAACAGUCUCAUUUCCAUCCGAAGGGAAGCGUCUCCCUCUCUCGAUUUCUCUUUGUCGUCCGCCGCCGCCGUCUCGUCUUGGCGCUGCCUUUAAGACGCGCGGCUACCCCGCCACGUAAGGACGCUACGCAGAGGCGCCGACGAGCGGUCAAUAGUUUCGCUGGUCGUACACCUGUCUGUCGCGCGAGGUUGCGGACGAUAGUAGGAAGGGGUUAUGGUCAAUAAACGCAACCACGUCACACGCAGCCUAUCGGCGGCGGCGACGACGACGACGACGACGACGACGACCCCGCUUGGCCCCUUGAAGUGGCUCCGUUGCUCCGAAAAUCUUACGUGUCGACCGAUACCACCGCUUUCGUGCAGCUGCUUCGCCGGAUAAACCGGGUAAGGGUCGUGCGGAUCGACGUGAAACGCGGAGCAACGGAUGCGGCGCGCGUCAAGGAAUCCGUAGGCAGGUGUCGCAGCCUCGCGACCGGUAGAUAUCUCGCCAGGAUGCCCGAUAGACUGUCUCUCGAGUUGUGGCACUCGUGAGGUGAAUGGACAGCACUGUGGUUGUUAAAGAAGCAAACACGGGUAUUGCGGAAAUAAGUUGGAUUUAGUCGAAAUAUUAAUUUUAUCCACGAUUUAGUCUACAUUAUUUUAGCUAUCUUGUAAUUUGACUUUGAAAAUGAUAGAGGAUUGGAGAGAUGGAAUCAAUGUCACUUAUGUCAGUGUGUUGAGCUCAAUGCCAAAAGAGUAUCAUCUUGCCUUGAGACAGUGAGGGAAAUGCGAGACUAUAGAUGUCAGAGACAGGGGAGGAACGUGCUGUUAGACUGUAUACGACUGCGGAGAUAAUGAAAAACGCCAGAGCCAAAGAGACCGAGGAACAGGCGGCAUUGCGGAGGAUGCAGGAGGCCCAGCGGAUGGCGAGGCAUCGCGCCAAAAAGAAGCGCUGCCUAGACGAAAAUCUCGCGCGAGAGAUUUCCAAGAUCGCCGAGCUGUCGAAGAUGCCUGUGCCCGACUCCACCACGAUAGCCCAGAUGUCAGAGAUGAAUAUGAACAAGAUAUCUGCGGAAUUGAAGCAGAUGAUGGAGAGGGGAAAAGUACCUGAGCAUAUAGUUCAAAUGGCUCAACUGGCGGAAUUUAGCAAGAUGAAUUCCGAGUUGAACAAAAUGUCGCAGGACAUGAAGAGGUACGAGAUGGAAAAGAUGGCGGAAUACGCUAAGACUACGGAAUACAUGAAGAUGCAGGAGAUCGCCAAGAUGAACGAGAUGGUGAAGCUGUCCGAGAUGGCCAAGUAUAACGACAUUAGCAAGAUCAACGAGAUGGCCAAGAUGAACGAGAUGCUGAAGAUAUCAUCGCAGAUGGCCAAAAUCAGCGAGGCGCAGAGGAUAACCGAGCUGGCCAAACUGAACGAAAUGGUGAAGAUGACAGAGAUGGCAAAGUACAGUAACGACAUUACGAAACUGACCGAAAUCGCGCAGAUCAACGAGAUGGCGAAGGAGCUCGCUAAGAUGAACGAGAAAACGAAGAUGAACGAGAUGAUGAAGAUGGCCAACAUGCAGAACGACAUCGUUAAGAUGGAGAGAUCGGACUACCCGGUGAAAAUGACCAACGAGAUGGUGAAGUUGAACGAGCUGGCCAAAAUGAACGAGAUAACGAUCACGAAACUGAACGACCCGCCGAAGGUGUCGGAGAUCUCGUCGAAGAUCUCGGAGAUGCCGCCGAAGAUGCCGGAGAUCUCGUCGCUGCCACCACCGCGUAUCCCCGAACCCGUCAUCACCGUGCCAAAUCCGAGGAAUCUGCAGAACGUGCAGACCGUGCAGGUGGCACAGGCCAGCCCGCAAUCCAGCAUGAUCAACUACCAGCCGGUACCUGGCCAGAAUAAUUACGGCAAGCUGCUGUUGAUCAUCGAGGAACUCGGCCGGGACAUCCGUCUGUCGUACGCGGGCAGCCGCAGCGCCGCCGAGAGGCUGAAGAACGGCAUCCAACAGGCCCGGGUCGCCGUGCGGGACUGCCUGCAUGAGACGCAGCACAACGCGCAACAAUGAUCUGCCGACGCGAGCUAGCCAGCUAGCGAUUAGACUACUCAUAGCCUUUUAUUCGUUUCACCAGAUGUUGCUUUGUACGAAUUACCGCUUCAAUUCGGACUGUGGUAUUAACACGACCCGGACAUAUACAUAGCGGACGUACGUGCAUUGCUCGAGCGCUCCUUCUUUCUCCAACGGAUAAAAGAACAUUGACUGUUAUCUUUUUCACUUUACGCGAGAACCUCUUUACUUAGUCUUCUCAGCUCGGUCCGUGCACGUAUGUCAUUCGAACAGUGACUGACAAUGGUUUCCUACAUUUAAGUUGCAAUUUAGUAACAUAGAAAUGGGAAUAAAGGUACCAAUUUGUAUACACAUAUUGUACUACUUAGGCUCGUUUUCACAAUAUAUAAUAACCAAAAGUUUAGGUUGAUUGCAACUUGAAAAUUGAUACACUCUCGUUCAUAAGCUUAUCGUUAAAAAUUACGUGUAUGUACACGCGUAAUGUUUAUUUAAUCAUGAGCCUAUAAAAGUAUGUAUUAAUUUUUUAGUUAUAAUUAGCCUAACGUUUUGAUUAAUCAUAUAUUAAGUUUUAACUUGAACUUAAUAGAAUGUCUAAAUGAAGUUGGAGCUAGUAAACUAGAUAAUGUGUGAAGUUAUGGAAAGAGAAAUUGAAUACUCUUAAAAUGAUGUACCAAUUUAAUGAGCAAUCGGGAAGAAAAAUACAGAACAUUUACAUCAUUCGGGGCUUCGAUAAGGCUAAUAAUCAUAGUCACAAGUGUCUUACAUCUGUUUGCAGAUCUGACACAUUAAACUCCUCCUCUCCCCCCAAAAAUUAUAUUAUGAAAGCGGGCCUUAGGGAAUAUUAGAGAAUCUUAGUUUAUAUUUUAUAAAUAAAAAAAGAUGGUUACAUCAUGGUUUCUGUUAAGACUCGCAUAUGCCGCAAAUCAUUAGUAUACGUUUCAAGUGAAACAAAGAGGAGAAAAAAGAAGGAUGCAAGCUUUUCAAAUUGUACCUAAUGGAAAGUAUAAUCCCGUAAAUAUAUGCCGUAAAAUAUCGUUAAAUAAAUAAAAAUUUUGUAUACAA
Molecule: messenger RNA, 3483 nt
Organism: Monomorium pharaonis (pharaoh ant)
Lineage: Eukaryota; Metazoa; Arthropoda; Insecta; Hymenoptera; Formicidae
Gene: CDK2AP1
Product: protein PELPK1
Exons: 2
Coding region: 1171-2421 (416 amino acids)
Cellular component (GO): nucleus; cytoplasm
Source: RefSeq, a predicted model, not a curated record